GGCUCUGGGACCACUUCCUCCUUCUUACUCUGAAGCUGGAGGCAGGCCUCCUGAACCCUCUGGAAAGACAGGAGCACAUUCUGGGAUGUCUUAGCCGAUCUGUGACCCAGGGUGGGGGCGGCUGAGGGUGCUGCUGGAGGCCUCCUUCCCUGCAUCAGGGGUAGUUGAGGCCCACCCUGGAGGUCUGCAGAAUGGAGCAAGAGAGAAAGAAGCUGGCAUCUGUGUCCAGUCUGGUGACUGUGUUUGAGAACAGCAGGACUUCAGGAGCAGCAUCCAGCGUCUCCAAACUGGAUGCUGAACAUCACCACCCUGGGUGCAGGCUUCCCCCACCUGCAGAACCAUGGACGGAGCCCGAUGCUGAGGAGACCCUGGCCCUGGGGUCUGAGCCCAGGACGGUCAGCAGGAAGUACCUGAACUCUUUGAAGAACAAGCUGUCCAGUGGAGCCUGGAGGAAAUCCUGCCAGCCUGGAACCCACCCUGGGCCGGGGACGCAGGAGCCAGAGGAAAAGAGGAUCGUCCAGGAACUGCUGGAGACAGAGAAGGCCUAUGUGGCACGCCUCCAUCUGCUAGACCAGGUGUUCUUCCAGGAGCUGCUGAGGGAGGCCCGCAGCAGCAAGGCCUUCCCCGAGGACGUGGUCAGGCUCAUCUUCUCCAACAUCUCCUCCAUCUACCAGUUCCACGCACAAUUCUUCCUCCCAGAGCUGCAGCGGCGGUUGGAUGAUUGGACAGCCACCCCCCGUAUCGGCGACGUGAUCCAGAAACUGGCCCCAUUCCUGAAGAUGUACAGUGAGUAUGUCAAGAACUUUGAGCGAGCUGCUGAACUGCUGGCCACCUGGACUGACAAGUCUACCCUAUUCCAGGACGUGAUCACCCGCAUUCAGAACAGCGAGGCCUCCGGCAGCCUGACUCUGCAGCACCACAUGCUGGAGCCUGUGCAGAGAAUCCCGCGCUACGAGCUGCUGCUCAAGGAAUACCUCCAGAAGCUGCCAGCCCAGGCUCCAGACCGGGCGGAUGCUCAGAAAGCGCUCGACAUGAUCUUCUCAGCCGCUCAGCACUCCAACGCGGCCAUCACUGAGAUGGAGCGGCUCCAGGACCUGUGGGAAGUGUACCAGCGCCUUGGCCUUGAGGACGACAUAGUAGACCCCUCCAACACGCUGCUCCGGGAAGGCCCUGUCCUCAAGAUCUCCUUUCGCCGCAGUGACCCCAUGGAGCGCUACCUUUUCUUGUUCAACAACAUGCUGUUGUACUGCGUGCCCAAGGUCAUCCAGGUGGGCGCCCACUUCCAGGUGAGGACCCGCAUCGACGUGGCCGGGAUGAAGGUACGGGAGCUGACGGAUGCGGAGUUCCCCCACUCCUUCCUGGUGUCCGGGAAGCAGCGCACCCUGGAGCUGCAAGCCCGGUCCCAGGAGGAAAUGAUUUCCUGGAUGCAGGCCUGCCAAGCAGCCAUUGACCAAAUCGAGAAGCGGAACGAAACCUUCAAGGCUGCGGUCCAGGGGCCUGAGGGAGACACCCAGGAGCAGGAGCUGCAAUCUGAGGAGCUGGGCCUCCGGGCACCUCAGUGGGUCCGGGACAAGAUGGUGACCAUGUGCAUGCGCUGCAAGGAGCCCUUCAACGCCCUGACGCGCCGCCGCCACCACUGCCGAGCCUGCGGCUACGUGGUGUGUGCCAAGUGCUCUGACUACCGGGCUGAGCUCAAAUACGAUGACAACAGGCCCAAUCGAGUCUGCCUCCACUGCUACACCUUCCUCACCGGCAGCGUGCUCCCGGAGGACAAGGCCGACAGGAGGCAGGGCAUCCUGGAGAAAGGGUCCGCCGCAGGGUCCGCGCAGAGCCUAAUGUGCAGCUUCCUGCACCUGGUGGGGGACAAGUGGGGCAAGAGCGGCCCCCGGGGCUGGUGUGUGAUCCCCCAGGAUGACCCCCUCGUCCUCUACAUCUACGCUGCCCCUCAGGACGUGCGGGCUCACACCUCCAUCCCCCUGCUGGGCUACCAGGUGACCGCUGGGACCCAGGCAGACCCCCGCGUCUUCCAGCUGCACCAGUCAGGCCAGCUCUAUGCUUUCAAGGCUGAAACUGAGGAGCUGAGGGACCGCUGGGUGAAGGCCAUGGAGCGGGCGGCCAGUGGCUGGAGCCCCAGGGGCCCCAAUGAUGGGGACCUGUCUGACUGACCCACAGCUGGCCACUCUCCCCUUCGGCCUCUGUGGUCCACCAUUCUAAGCCGAGCUUUCAAAUAGCUGAUUUCCAGGAACGCCUGGCUGGCUCAGUCUAUAGAGCACGCAGCUCUCCAUCUCAGGGGUAUAAGUUUGAGCCCCACGUUGGGUAUAGAGAUUACUUAAAAAAAAAUAAACUUUGAAAAAACAAA
This is a messenger RNA of Suricata suricatta (meerkat), 2359 nucleotides long. It is a transcript of the gene FGD2, whose product is annotated as FYVE, RhoGEF and PH domain containing 2. Gene Ontology annotation, biological process: filopodium assembly; cytoskeleton organization. Gene Ontology annotation, molecular function: metal ion binding; guanyl-nucleotide exchange factor activity. The record is from RefSeq and is a predicted model, not a curated record. Gene Ontology annotation, cellular component: cytoplasm. Lineage: Eukaryota; Metazoa; Chordata; Mammalia; Carnivora; Herpestidae. Bases 192 to 2165 code for a protein of 657 amino acids. The transcript has 16 exons.